Messenger RNA from Bolinopsis microptera, 417 nucleotides. Its product is annotated as T-cell acute lymphocytic leukemia protein 1-like. Lineage: Eukaryota; Metazoa; Ctenophora; Tentaculata; Lobata; Bolinopsidae. The transcript is spliced from 4 exons. Bases 1 to 417 code for a protein of 138 amino acids. Gene Ontology annotation, biological process: developmental process; regulation of transcription by RNA polymerase II. Gene Ontology annotation, molecular function: DNA-binding transcription factor activity, RNA polymerase II-specific; RNA polymerase II transcription regulatory region sequence-specific DNA binding; protein dimerization activity. The record is from RefSeq and is a predicted model, not a curated record.
AUGUUUAGUGAACAAGACAGCUACUGUGGUAUGAUAGAUAACUACCAGGAGCAGACUACUGGUUACCCUGGUUACCUGCAGGGUUCCUCCGAACUAUUCUCAAGAUCUCACUCACCUAGGACGGUCAAAAGGAUAAACUCAAACGCAAGGAAACGUUUGCGACAACAUAUUGUAAAUGAGGCUUUCUUAAAGUUACGAGACAUGGUUCCAGCCAGGAGACCCGAGAAGAAAAUGUCGAAACUACAGAUUCUGAAGUCAGCGACUAGAUACAUCAACUAUCUGACACAAGUACUGCAAAGAGAUCAAAAUAUAAAUAACCAGACCACUCCCUCAAUACCACCAGCUGCACAGAUCACUCCCUCAACACCACCUCCUGCACAGACCACUCCCUCAACACCGCAAGCUGCCAACUUAUAG